UUGUGUGGGAUUUUCCACUCUCCCCACAGAGCACCUCCCUUUAUUAUAAUGAGCCAUUACAUCAGGAAAUGCUGUAGUAUUUAUACACAAUGAGAGGUGCACAGGUGGAACAAGCAGAAGAAUUGAGUCAGAAAAUGGGAAGCAUUUCCAAUAUUCUCAAGUUGGCAACCCUGAAAGACAAUCUAUGUGCAGCAUUCCAGCAGCCCAGAGACCACCAAUCCGACUGUGGAAAGAAGCAACAAUGUACCCCUCAUUGUCAAUUGUUUUUCAACCCAUUCACUAAGGGUUCAGCGAUACAGCUGGAUUCAUCCAAUUGUUCCGCACUCAGAAAAUUCAGCUUCUGCAAUGGCAUCAUCUUCACCAACCGGCCAGUCGCCAUGCAGGAGGAAGUCAGAUUUAGGAUCACAAAAACCAAUGACUUGUUGUUUGGAGGUUUGCGACUGGGCUGCACCAUCUUUGACCCCUCACUCAUAGACCCCAAGGCACUUCCAAAGUUUGUGUGCCCCAAUCUGGCAGAAAAACCUGGAUUUUGGGGCUUUGGGAUACACCAGGAGGAUGUGAAAGAGGGGACCAUCAUCUCAUUGUGGGUGAACAAGAAAGGACAGUUAUGGUACAGAGUGAACAAAAAAAAGGGAUUUGUCCUGACAGAAGGGUUGCCAAGCAAGUGGCCCCUGUGGGUUAUGUUGGACGUGUACGGAUCAACAUGCGAAGUCCAGCUACUGGUUAAGGAUAUGUCUCAGAAUCCUCCUCUGCGAUCUCCAUCCCUCAUGGUGAAAGAAGACAGUGACAAUAUGCCAGGUGCUCACACGUCAGCCACUUUGUUGCCACAAUUCAAAGCAGCAUUUCAGCAGCCCAGAGACCACCGAUCUGACUGUGGAGAGAAGCAACAAUGUACCCCUCAUUGUCAAUUGUUUUUCAACCCAUCCACUAAGGGUUCAGCGAUACAGCUGGAUUCAUCCAAUUGUUCCGCACGCAGAAAGUUCAGCUUCUGCAAUGGCAUCAUCUUCACGAACCGGCCAGUCGGCAUGCAGGAGGAAGUCAGAUUUAGGAUUACAAAAAACAAUGUCUUGCUAUGUGGAGGUUUGCGACUGGGCUGCACCAUCUUUGACCCCUCACUCAUAGACCCCAAGGCACUUCCAAAGUUUGUGUGCCCCAAUCUGGCAGAAAAACCUGGAUUUUGGGGCUUUGGGAUACACCAGGAGGAUGUGAAAGAGGGGACCAUCAUCUCAUUGUGGGUGAACAAGAAAGGACAGUUUUGGUACAGAGUGAAUAAAAAGGAGCAAUAUCUGCUGACAAAAGGGUUGCCAAACAAGUGGCCCCUGUGGUUUAUGUUGGACUUGUACGGAUCAACAUGCGAAGUCCAGCUACUGGAGAACGAGUCCAGUUCCUUUGCUGAUACAAUGCCAUCGGGCACCCGAGCCCAGUGCUUUGGGACACCAGAUGCAGAAUGUAUUAUAUGCUUCACUCGUCAAGUGGAUACUUUCUUUUACGGAUGUGGACACCUCUGUACAUGCUACAUUUGUGCUCAGGAGUGCCUCAGCAGGAAUAUGAACUGCCCAAUGUGCAGGAAGCCGAUUAAGGAGAUUAUCAAGACAUUUUGCAGCUCUCUGGAUCAGCAGUAA
Callorhinchus milii (elephant shark) is the source of this 1622-nucleotide messenger RNA. RefSeq names its product E3 ubiquitin-protein ligase NEURL1-like. Lineage: Eukaryota; Metazoa; Chordata; Chondrichthyes; Chimaeriformes; Callorhinchidae. Gene Ontology annotation, molecular function: ubiquitin protein ligase activity. Bases 90 to 1622 code for a protein of 510 amino acids. The record is from RefSeq and is a predicted model, not a curated record. The transcript has 5 exons.